This is a messenger RNA of Polistes canadensis, 2200 nucleotides long. RefSeq lists its product as uncharacterized. The coding region runs from base 210 to 2099 and encodes 629 amino acids. The transcript has 5 exons. Lineage: Eukaryota; Metazoa; Arthropoda; Insecta; Hymenoptera; Vespidae. The record is from RefSeq and is a predicted model, not a curated record.
CUAAAAUAUCUAAUGUGAUUUUAAAUAACUCCGUAAACAAUUAAUAUAAUCGCACAAAUGUAAGUUUAUUGAGUAAUCUCUUUGUACACCAAAGAAACAGUAUUUUUUCUAUUACAUGUGAUCGGUAUUUUUGUUGAUGAUAUAUUUGAUUUAUCUGCAUUCAUCAAUUUAUUUCAUUUUUCAUUCAAUAUUAAAUACAGUUUUAUAUCAUGGAUUUGAAUGAAAAAAUUAAAUGGGAAUUUAUUAAAAAUAAUGUAAAGGAUAGAAUGAUAGAAUCAUCAUUAAUUCAUAGAUUUAGUAAAUCUAAAAAGUAUAAAGAAAGUACCAAGUUAUUAAAUAAGUGGGUGCAAAAUCAUAAAAAAAUUAGUUAUACUAAGUAUAUGAAAGUGAAACGAUCAAUUAAAAAAAGGAUAUCGAAAGAUGUAGUAAUUAAAGACUAUGAUAGCUACGGGGAAGAGGAUUAUGUGAUCGCACACACACAAAAUCAAUAUAAAAGUAAGAUAAAAAAUAAUCAAGCUAAGAUAUCUACAAAUAAAGAUAGUUUUAAUUCUAUUCCAAUAAUAACCAUACUCGAUGAAAAUGAAAUUUCAUUCAAUGAUUCAAACUUAUCAAAAAAAAGCGUAGAGAAUACAAGCUUAGAAUCAAGUACUUUACAGGAUCAGGAGGAAAUAAUAAUAAAUACCAAAUCAUUUUCAGAUAUAAAUAAUGCUGAUACAGUUCCUGUAGUUGGAAUAGAACAAUCAGUAAGUUCACCUGAACAAUACUUCACUCCAACUAAAAAAACACAAUUGAUAGAUAACGAAGAGAAAAGAUUUGUAAAUACUACUGAUACUAGUUCUCCAAUUAUAAAGAAAAUAAAAACAUCAAAAAAAGCAUCCCUCAGUCAUAAGCGUAAUAAUUCAUUUAUGAAUGGUGAAAGAACUGGUGAAGAAAUAUUAGAUCUAAUUUCUGACGAAGAAGAAAUAACAACGUGUCAUUCCGACACAUCGCAUAAUAAUAUUAACUCAUUUGCUGUAGAAACACAAAGAUCACCGGUUAUAAUUUCAUCUACUGAAAUUUCCAAUAACAAAUAUAAAGUAAUGAAUAAGAAAGAAUGUUGCCGUGACUUAUGGAAUAAAUAUAAUGAUGUUAGCGUUAAAGAAAAAAAAGAAGAUGAACUAGAAGAAAAUGUAAUAUUUGUCGAAAAUACAAGUAACAGCAGUAUUUUACCACUAUCUGAUAAACGUGUUAAUCAAAUUAAAAAUUUAAACUUAGCUAUAGAAAGUUCUUCAAGCGAGGAUGAAGUUCAAGAAUAUGACGAAAAUUCAAGUAACAAAAUUUUGCCUAAUAAUUCAAACUGUAUAACUAACAAAAAAAUUACAACAUACAAUAAAAAUAUAGUUUCGAUCGUAAAAAGUUCUUUAAUUAAGAAUGGAAUAAUAGAACUUAAAAAAAAUGUAAAUAAAAAAAGUUUACCUAACAAUUCAAACUGUAUAGCUGACAAAAAUUUCGAUUUAACUAUGGAAAGUACUUUGAGUGAGGAUGAACUGUUAAAAGGACAAAAUUUAAACGAAGAAAUUAAUAAUUCAAAUAGUGUAGCUUCCAAAAAUACAAUACAAAGUAAAUUAAAAUUAAAGAGAUCAUCAAACGUAGAUCAUAAAAACGAUCAAAGUAUUUCUAACAUACAGAGUAAAAAUAAUAGUAUAAAUCAUAAUGACAGUAUUGAUCAUCGCAAUAAUGAUUCCAAAAAUUGUGAACAAAUACAAAGAUUUGAUGGGAUACCCGGCAAUCUGCAAGACUUGAUCAAUAAAGAAAACUUAGUUCUUGACUCAACUAAAUCAACUUUUACACUUGAGGAUCUCUCUCAAGACAAUGAAAUAUUUCUUUUAAACAUUCCAAGUACAAUAAAACUAACAGAUUUAAAAGGCCAACAAUUGGUUUUAAAAAACGAAAAAUUAAAACUUGGGAAAAACCAAUAUAGAAUUUCGUAUAAAGAUGUACCAUCUCAAUCCUGUGUUUUCGCUACUCACAGAAAUAAUAAAUCAUAUAAAUUAGUUAACAUUAAACCUACCAGCUCGAUCUUAGUGAGAGAAAAAUUAUCUCCACCAUCGUUUUUAUAAAAAAAAAUACAAAGACUUUUAAUAUUACAUGUAUUAAAUAAUGUAUGAAUCUUAUUGCAUCAGUACCGUAUUUAUUAAAAUAUUGUAAUUACACACACACA